Molecule: messenger RNA, 1669 nt
Organism: Morus notabilis
Lineage: Eukaryota; Viridiplantae; Streptophyta; Magnoliopsida; Rosales; Moraceae
Product: pentatricopeptide repeat-containing protein At2g20540
Exons: 1
Coding region: 85-1668 (527 amino acids)
Biological process (GO): RNA modification
Molecular function (GO): protein binding; RNA binding
Source: RefSeq, a predicted model, not a curated record
UGCUACCCUCAUUUUUGGAUUUUUUUUUCUCUUUGAAAUAAUUGUUGGAGAAAUUUUUUCUUGGUAAAUGAAGUUAUAUUACGAAUGUCAGCAUAUUCCACCACUAGGAGAUGCCUUCUACUUUUGGAGAAAUGCAAGAACAUGCAGGACCUGAAGAAAUCACAUGCAUUGGUUCUCACAACUGGUCUUGGCACCAACACCUUUGCUUUAAGCAGGCUCUUGGCCUUCUGCUCGGACCCACAUCGUGGCAGCCCUUUCCAUGCAUGGAAAAUCUUCCAAAACAUUCAACAGCCCACAAUUUGUAUUUGGAAUACAGUCUUGAAAGCAUUCUUACUCAAUGAUGAACUCAUCCAAACUAUAAAUAUAUAUAAGGAGAUGUUACAUAGUAGCAACAUUGCCCCUGAUAAUUACACACUUCCUUAUGUGUUAAAGGCAUGUUCUAGGCUGCAAAGCGCUUGUCUUGGAGUAUCGGUUCAUGGGCAUGGAUUGAAAUCUGGGCUUGCGUUUGAUUUGUUUGUGGGCAACUCUUUGAUUGUCAUGUAUAGUGAGUUUCGUAAUAUGGAAGCUGCGCGGCAAGUGUUUGAUGAAAUGCCUAGUCUAAGUACUGUUUCAUGGAUGGUUAUGAUUUCCGGAUAUGGGAAGGUGGGUGAGGUGGACAAAGAAAGACUGUUUUUUGAUUUAGCUCCAGUGAGAGAUAGGGGAAUAUGGGGAGCAAUGAUAUCUGGGUAUGUGCAGAAUGCUUGUUUCAAGGAAGGUCUUUACUUGUUUCGUUUGAUGCAGUGUGCGGAAAUAGAGCCUGAUGAGGCCAUAUUCGUGAGCGUUCUUUGUGGUUGUGCUCAUUUGGGAGCUCUGGAUGUUGGGGUUUGGAUUCACAGGUACUUGGAUCGUCUUGGGUUGCCGUUGAGCGUUCGAUUGGGUACUGGUCUUGUAGACAUGUAUGCGAAAUGCGGGAACUUGGAUUUAGCUAGGAUGGUUUUCGAAAAGAUGCCGCAGAAGGAUACUGUUUGCUGGAAUGCCAUGAUAUCAGCAAUGGCAAUGCAUGGAGAUGGAGAUACAGCAUUCGAGUUAUUUGAAGAGAUGGAGGAGGCUGGAGUGCGACCGGAUGACAUCACCUUCAUAGCCAUUUUGACUGCCUGUAGUUAUUCAGGCAGGGCAUAUGAAGGUAUGCGAAUGUUAGACAGAAUGUGUAGAGUGUACCAAAUUGAACCAAAAAGUGAGCACUACGGAUGUAUAGUUGACCUUCUUAGCCGAGCGGGAUUGUUUGAAGAAGCAAGUAAAAUGAUUCAAAGACUUGCCACUUCAAGUAACCGCUCUGAAGAAGAGAUGGCGUGGAGAGCAUUUCUCAGUGCUUGCUGUAAACAUGGGCAGUCUCAACUAGCAGAGUUUGCCCCUGAGAAUCUCUCUCAGUCAGAACACGAAAGCGGGUUUUAUGUUUUGCUUUCAAAUUUAUAUGCAUCUGCCGGAAAAGGAUGCGAUGCCGGGAAAGUGAGGAAUCUGAUGAAAAACAGAGGAAUAGAGAAGGUACCAGGAUGUAGCUCUGUUCAAAUUGAUGUUACAGUUCAUGAAUUCAUUGCGGGAGAAAAGAUACAUCCGCAGAUGAAAGAAAUUCAUUUGGUUUUGGAGAAGAUAAACAAGCACUUGUAUUAUCCAGAGUGCAAGCCAUAUUAGU